GCAAGUGUCUCAGUGUAUGGAUAGGGUUUAAUGAGGGGACAGUCGCAAUUGGUGUUUUUCGUAAGCUCGCUGGGAGUGCGGCGAGCUUCGCCCCUCCGCCGGGCCAUUCAGCGGCGAGUAGUCGCGCGCCGGCCGCAGCGACGCACGCGCGCGCCCGUUCACGCACCGCCUGACAUGCCCGGCUCCUCUCGAACCCUCGCGACCACCUGUGCUCAGAGUGAUCCCUCACUAGUGAUUCCUCCAAUUGGUGCUUUUCAGUGAGUGACGCCGGGAAUGUACCAGAACUCCCGAUGGACCAGUUUACGAUGCCCCAAAUUGCAUUAAAUGGGUAAUUGCUGUGCCGCAAACAAUCUAACGAACCAUGAACAGUGAUGCGAAGGAACUGAACGUUUCUACCGUGACGUGACAAAAAGCUCGCCAAAAUGAAAAACAGUGAGGAGUGUUUAGACUGAGUGACUGUUCAAAAAGAUAAUAAACAUUGUGAUAUUUAUUGAUCUUAUUAUAUUAAGUUAUUGAAAAGACAUUGUAAAUUGUACAUAGAUGUAAAAAAGUGACAAGAGACAUUUUAUAUUGGGCCUGUGGGCGACUACUGGACUACAGCCCGCGGGACUACUAGAGGCGACGGCUGCCAUUGCAGGCAUGGGAAUCAAAGUCAUGAUGAAAGCUUUCAAUAAGCCAAAAGACAUCCCGUCGCAGGUGCCACCGCUCACGCCCGGCACCAACAAAAAGAUGGCCGAGGCGCUAAAGGCUACCUUCGCCUCCUGGGAGAAGGAGCAACUGCGCCUCGGCGUGCCCAAAGAUCCCAGACAAUGGAGCGAGGCAGCGGUGGCGGCCUGGCUACGCUGGGCGGCGCGCGAGUUCUCGCUAGAGGGCGUCGCGCUGCAGCAGUUUGCGCGCGCGCAGGGCAAGGACAUCUGCGCGAUGGGCCGCGAGGAGUUCGUGGCCCGCGCGCCCGCCUUCAUGGGAGAUAUCCUGUGGGAGCACCUGGAGAUACUGCAGAAAGACGUGGAGAAGGAGCGGUCCCUGCUCGCGAACGUGCCGCCCAACAUGUACGAGAGCAACGUGUGCCUGCCCGAGCUGCCGGACUACAUCCCGCCGCCCGCCCACCACUACAACAACAACAACAAUACUGGCGGGUACACAACAGGAGGUCCCCGCGAGACCCCCGGCUACGGCUACACGGAGGCGUCGGGCGCGCAAGGAGCCCCCGCGCCCACGGCCGCGUCUCCUUUAGAGGAGUACUACCAGCCGGAGUACCCCGCGCCCCCCGCCGCGCCCCCCGCGCCCUCCUACCUGGAGGACUACUACCACCACCCGCACGCGCACACGCAGCCGCUGCUGCCGCACGAGCCCAAGUACCAGCCGCAUGCGUACUCCAAGCCCUAUCCCAGAGGAGCGGGCGGCAGGUACGGCGGCGAGGGCUACGGCGAGAGCUACGCGCCCGAGUACGGCGGCGCGUGCGCCGAGUGGGCCGAGUGGCCGAGCGAGCAGCACGCGCUCAUUCCGCAGGACAAGCUCGCCUACCCCGCCUCGGGGCCCUGCUUCACCGGUUCAGGGCCCAUCCAACUAUGGCAGUUCCUGCUGGAGCUGCUCACCGACAAGAGCUGCCAGGGCUUCAUCUCGUGGACCGGCGACGGCUGGGAGUUCAAGCUCACCGACCCCGAUGAGGUGGCAAGGCGCUGGGGGAUCCGCAAGAACAAGCCCAAGAUGAACUACGAAAAGCUGUCGCGAGGCCUGCGCUACUAUUACGACAAGAACAUCAUCCACAAGACUGCCGGCAAGCGCUACGUCUACCGCUUCGUGUGUGACCUGCAGAGCUUGCUCGGUAUAUCACCGGAACAGCUGCAUGCGAUGUAUGAGCCCAAAAUGGAGAAGAAAGACGACGACUGAGAAGAAACGCGCCGCCACCCACCCUCACUCGACACACCAUACGAUGUACUUCGAACAGCUCUAUCAAUCUCUUCGCAUACAACACUUCGUAAAAACGUGUGACGAUUAGCUGUCUAACAACCAUGUGUAUAAGAAAAUAAAUACUUGCGAAUAAAACACAAGACAGCUUGCGUUGCUCGCUUUUAUGAAGAUUUUUCCGACUGAAAUGAAUUUACACAAAAAAUACCGUACAUCCUUGUAUGUACUUGUUGCCAGUUUUCGAUUUCACUUUUCAGCUACAUUAUGUAGACCAAAAAUAUUAUUAAAACUUCAUCAGAAACAUGGUACAUAAGACCAGAAUAUUUAAUAAGAUACACGAUAAUUUUAAAACACGUAUCGAUACGAUUUUGAACUCGUGAACUGAAUCUUCCUAUCAGUUAGUCGCGUUUGUAUUUAAUCUAAAAUAAUAACUACUACAACAGGUUCUUUAGCUUUGUUUGUAUGAAAACUUUCACCUAAUAAUGUCGGAUUUGAUCUCAUACACAACCACCAGUGGAUUUUAUAUUAUUAACUACUAACCCAUACUCAAGGUUCUAUUUCAUGAGGGGCUGCUCAGCGAGCGAUAAACACAAUUUCAUCAGUUUGUCAAAUGCCGCAGGUAUUGCUAACGAGUCCUUCGCUGUAUCGCUCGCGUGCACGCCGUUUCACAACACAAUUUUAUUACUAAGUACCUACCUACCAGAAUAACCAACGGUGCCUUAAAUUUGCUGUUAUUGUUCGUUUUUGCAGAAAGCAUUCAUUAUCAUUGUUUUAAUGUGGUAAGCGCCAGUAUUAUGAGGCACUACAUCUAUUUAAUGAUAUUACUUGUAACGAAUCGUAGUCAAGUGCCACAAAGGUACUGCAUCUUUGGUAUCUACCCCUGAAAUUAAAAGUCAAUUUUGUCGAAACUGAAAACUUUAGUGCUAAAAUAGAAAAUUUCGGCUAUAAUUUUAACGAUAACUGUAAAUAUAAGUUAAUUUUGUUACUUUAUAAAAAUAAUUAGGUAUUAUAUUAUAAUAGGUAAUAAGUGUUGUAUGUUUGAUUCGCAAAUUGUUGCAAUAUGCGGUUAAAUUAAUGCAUAGUUAAAAUGACAGAAAUAGAACGAUUUUUAAAUAUUUAAUACCCAAAAGUCCAAAGAUUUUUUAAUCUCAAAUUCCCACCAAUUGGUAAACAUAUCGUUAAAUUACCAAAGGGGACUUCUCAUCUGUCUUUUAUUCCAAAAUUUCAUUUUCCUCAUUUAAGUUUAUUGAACAUCGACACCAUCGCCAGUGCAAACAGUUUCACUGAGAAUAUCCAAACUGCAAACGAAAAUGUUAACAACACCGGGUGACGUCACUUGUCGCUGAUCUCGUGGUAAGGGAUUGUAUGUCUUACUAGUUAUGAAAUUAAUUAGUUGUAUUAUUUUCAAUUUUUGUAGAUCCUAGCAUACACCGAAGAUAUUUCGAUAAGUUUUAUUUUGUAAAGGUAUUUCUCCUCCAUCAAUAUCAUACUUUUUUGUCAUGUGCAAUUCGGUCGGUGGUUUAUUUUUAAUUUUUUCGUAAGGUGCUGUUUUCUUAAUUUUGAGAAGUCGAAAUUUUGUUACAAAAAAGAACAAUGUCUUCCCCGUCUUAUCAAUUGUAGGUCUAAUGUAUACUCCAUAAAUGCGUAAGUUUGUAAGUAUGGUUGAUUCGCAGUUACAAUACCUAUCUUCGAGCCCUAUUGUUGUUGAUACCUACCGCGAUGAACGUUCAAUGCCAUUUUAAAGUGAGACCUAUAGUAGUUACGGCCAAAUUUUUGAAUGUAUAAGUGUCGUUGUAUGUAUUGAUGGAAGAUAUAAAUUUAAAUAUAUAUAUUUACGAAAUGA
This is a messenger RNA of Ostrinia furnacalis (Asian corn borer), 3751 nucleotides long. RefSeq names its product ETS transcription factor pointed (gene pnt). Gene Ontology annotation, cellular component: nucleus. NCBI's taxonomy places the organism in Eukaryota, Metazoa, Arthropoda, Insecta, Lepidoptera, Crambidae. Gene Ontology annotation, molecular function: sequence-specific DNA binding; DNA-binding transcription factor activity, RNA polymerase II-specific. The record is from RefSeq and is a predicted model, not a curated record. Gene Ontology annotation, biological process: regulation of transcription by RNA polymerase II; cell differentiation. Bases 640 to 1890 code for a protein of 416 amino acids. The transcript is spliced from 10 exons.